AAUAUCAUUUUUGCUCUCAUAAAUAGAUAAAUUAUAAAAAUAGAAUAUUUUUCUAAUAUUGUGAGCAUCCGAAUACUAUUAAAUAACUUUGAGAUAACAAGAUUAAAAAAGAAGCAUAUCUCAUAAUAUUAUACGCUAUAAAAUGUAUUUAAUUGUGUUUUAUUGAUUGACUGUAUUUUGUUCAUAAUUUUUAAGGUAUUUAUGUUCGUCCACAAAAUCCUGAUCACAAAGUUGGCUGCGGAAAGUGUGGUUACGUUGGUCAUUUAACUUAUCAAUGUCGAAAUUUUCUACAAUCAAAUCCGAGUAAAGAAGUUGUACUUGAUAUAAGUAGUACAAGCUCACCAUCAAGUGAAGACGAAUAUAUAACACCAUUACAAGCACUAAAUAGAGAAGAACUCAAAACACAAGAAGUUAAAGAAGAAGACAAACAACGAAAGAAAAAAGACACAGAUAAAAGAGAAAAACAUAAAAUUAUAAAGAAAAAGAAGGAUCGAAAGAGACGACGAUCUCCCAGUCCAAGUAGUUCAUCUGAAUCUGAAUUGGAUAAAAAAUAUCGUUCGAAACAAAAACAUCGUUCUCGAUCAUCAUUAUCCACAUCUUCAUCUAGUGAACAACAUCCAAAACCUCAAAACCUAAUAUCGGAACCCUAUUUUGCUUAUAACGAUGUUAAUUUACGUUCUCUCGUUCUACAAAAUUGGACAUUUUCAAGAAAUUUUUCAAUGACUCAAGAUGAUUUAACAAAGUAUUCUCAAUUUUUUUUAAGCAUCGAUCAAAUCGAUACAAUAACAACAAUUGAAUUAAAUCAGUGUAUAGUUGGUACGACUCAGAAUAUGUUUGUUAAAUAUGAAUUGAAUUUGACAGCAACUACAUGUCAGUUAAAAUUAAAUAAUACUCUCAACAUUCAUUUUCAAUCACCGAUUGUAUAUGCGAGAGGAAAAGCUAAUGAAUAUAAUUAUGAGGUACCACCAAACUGUACCGUUGAUCUUCAAAAUGGAGAAUGUCAUGUACAAUUUAUGCGCAAAGAGCCAUGUUCAUUUUCAUGGGAUUGGGGUCCAGCAUUUGCUCCCAUAGGCAUCACUGGAGAUAUUUUUUUAUUGGCUACUGAUGGAAAAAAUGUAUCUGAUUUCGAUAUAUCAAAUUUAAAUGUAAUGGAAUUUGAUGAUUCUAACUGGAUAAUUAACUUAAAAUUAAAAUUAUCUGCACCACUUGAUCUAUAUCAACAAGAUAUAUUUCAAUUUCAACUAUUAAAUACUGAUUGGUCAUAUAAAAUGAAAUUAACUCAAGAUAAUAUUGUUGUUAACAAUUCAGAGGAUAAUUAUAUUUAUGCUCAAUUUAAACUUAAAGUACCGAUAAAUUAUGUUGAGUUAUGGUGGCCAAAUGGAUAUGGAGAACAAAAUUUGUAUAAUUUUCAAAUUAAAUAUGGAACAAUUAAGAAAGUAAAACGAAUUGGAUUUCGAACAAUUCGAUUAGUUCAAGAUACAUAUCCAGCACCAGUGAAAGGUUUAUCAUUUUACUUUGAAAUAAAUAAUACAACAAAAAUAUUUGUAAAAGGUAGUAAUUGGAUUCCAGCUGACGCAUUUCAAGAACGAAUUACAAAGGAUUACAUUCGUCAACUACUAAUGUCGACAAAAGAAGCGAAUAUGAACAUGUUAAGAGUAUGGGGUGGAGGAGUUUAUGAACAAGAUUAUUUUUAUGAUAUAGCCGAUGAAUAUGGAAUUAUGAUCUGGCAAGAUUUUAUGUUUGCUUGUAGUAUGUAUCCAGUAGAUUUGGAAUUUUUAACAAAUGUUCAUAAUGAAGUUGUGUAUCAGGUUGGUCGAUUAAAUUCUCAUCCAUCCAUCGUUGUUUGGUCUGGGAAUAAUGAAAACGAAGCAGCAUUAAGUGGAAACUGGUAUGGAACAAAUAAAAAUCGUACAUUAUAUGAAAAUGAUUAUGUAUUUUUAUACGUACAUGACAUUCGAGCAGUCGUUCAAGAUUUAGAUAAGAGUCGACCAUUUCUAGUAUCAUCGCCAUCAAAUGGAUUGGAAUCAGAACAAGAAGGUUAUGUAGCGAAAAACCCAUAUGAUCCACUUUAUGGUGAUGUUCAUUAUUAUAACUACAAUAUUGACACAUGGAAUUAUACCUAUUAUCCUAUAACACGUUUUUUAUCUGAAGUUGGUGUACAAUCCUUACCCAGUUUAGAAACCUGGUCUCAAAUAACAAAUGAUUCAACAGAUAAUGGAUAUUGGAGUGAAUUGAUGAUACAAAGACAACAUCGUGGAGGAGGCUUGGAAGAAAUGAUGGUGGAAAUUAUGCAUAAUUUACCUCUACCGGUUACUACUAAUACAACACGUAAUUUCACACAACUAAUCUAUUUAACUCAAAUAAAUCAAGCAAUGACGAUUAAAACAGUUAGUGAUCAAUGUCGUCGUCAUUCGAGUAUAUCACAAAUGGAUCAGGUGACAAGUCAAGGAAAUACAAUGGGUAUCAUGUAUUGGCAAUUGAAUGAUAUAUGGCAAGCACCCACAUGGUCUUCUCUUGAAUAUGGUGGAAAAUGGAAAAUGUCUCAUUACUAUGCAAAACAAAUGUAUCAACCAACUUAUGUUUUACCGGUAUUGGAACCAUAUCUAACCUAUGAUGAAACAUCUAAAAUAGUAGUUUAUUUAAUUAAUGAUGGAAAUGGUAAGAAUGAGACAGAUGAAACAUCAAUUACAAUUCAAUGUGCUGUUCAUGAUUUUGAACAAUUUAAUCCAAGAACCAAAUUUAUAUUUAUGGCGACAAUAAAAGAGCAGAUGAUGGACACACAAGUUAUCUAUCAAGUACCGUAUCAAAAAUUAAUCCAGAGAGCAAAGUGUCAAAAUGAGACACAAUGUUUAUUCAGAUGUUCGUAUUUAUCUGACAUGAACGACACAAAUGAUGCGUACGAGCAAUAUUUAUUAUUUACUCACCCAAAAUCUUAUAAAUUACAAGAUCCUCAACUCAGUAUCGUAUCAGUGACAACUCGUACAGCGGAUAUGAUGUCAUUCGAUAUAAAAAUUCAAGUUGAACGUCCAGCACUAUUUGUUUGGUUGGAUAUUGUAGGUGUCAAAGGAAGAUUUAAUCAUAAUGGAUUUCACUUAUUUGAACAUGAGAAAAUUGUCACGUAUUACACAUGGAUGCCAUCAACAGUUGAAGAUAUUAAGAACAAACUUUUAUUUACAACAUUGUAUGAUUUGACCAUGUAA
This is a messenger RNA of Didymodactylos carnosus, 3200 nucleotides long. The record is from the annotation of a GenBank genome assembly. NCBI's taxonomy places the organism in Eukaryota, Metazoa, Rotifera, Eurotatoria, Philodinida, Philodinidae.